This is a messenger RNA of Drosophila mauritiana, 1575 nucleotides long. Its product is annotated as threonine-rich protein. The transcript has 2 exons. The coding region runs from base 4 to 1284 and encodes 426 amino acids. The record is from RefSeq and is a predicted model, not a curated record. Lineage: Eukaryota; Metazoa; Arthropoda; Insecta; Diptera; Drosophilidae.
AAAAUGAAGUUCGCUGUUGCCCUGUGCCUGCUAUUGGCCACCAGUGGCUUUGCCCUGGUUCCCAAACAUCCCGCCGACCUAGUCUCCAUGUUGGCUCACCAACAGUUCGCCGUUCGCACUUUAAUGGGCGCUCCCGAGGCACGGGACGAAUCGAACCUGGUCAAUGACUGCUUCAACCACUACAUGGAGGACCAGACCAACGUGAUCUUGAGCUACAACCUACAGUACACCGGAUGUCUGAGGACCGCACAAACUGGUCGGGAGGAGCUCACUAAGGAGAGCGCCUCGGAGCGCGAAGCCCUUCUGGAUCGCACCAACAAAAUGUGCUCCAGUCUGACCCAGUGCGAUACCUAUGUUGAUGGCCUGGAUUUCUUCGACUGCUAUCGCAAUGCCUCCUCCGACAGCUACAAGGUUAUGUUCACCCUGAACAGUGACUCCAGCCUGGACUUCAAUCGCAUCAGUGCCAAGUACCAAGUGAUCGAGACCGAUCUUACCGACUGUGUGGAUUCAGCUCGCGUGGAUUACGCCCACGACAUGGACGCGUGCGACGAGAAUCUGACGUUGUGCUUAAAGGGAGGCGAGACUUCACCCCAACCGACUGUUCCCACUACGACCUCUGGGGCUCCAUCGACUACUACGACUACUGAAGCUCCAGUGUCCACUACUCCUGUGGUUCCAUCGACUACUCCAGUGUCCACUACUCCUGUAGCUCCAUCGACUACUACAACUACUGAAGCUCCAGUGUCCACUACUCCUGUAGCUCCAUCGACUACUCCAGUGUCCACUACUCCUGUGGUUCCAUCGACUACUACGACAACUGAAGCUCCAGUGUCCACUACUCCUGUAGCUCCAUCGACUACUCCAGUGUCCACUACUCCUGUAGCUCCAUCGACUACUACGACUACUGAAGCUCCAGUGUCCACUACUCCUGUAGCUCCAUCGACUACUCCAGUGUCCACUACUCCUGUAGCUCCAUCGACUACUACGACAACUGAAGCUCCAGUGUCCACUACUCCUGUAGCUCCAUCGACUACUACGACUACUGAGGCUCCAGUGUCCACUACUCCUGUAGCUCCAUCGACUACUACGACUACUGAAGCUCCAGUUUCCACUACUCCUGUAGCUCCAUCGACUACUACGACUACUGAAGCUCCAGUGUCCAGUACUCCAGAGAGCACUACCGAAGCCGCUUCCACUUCCGAGCGUUCACCCGAGGAAGAUAUCAACAGAUCCGUGCGUCUCAUUCAGAGGAGACCUUGGAACCUGUUUAAGCGCUUCUUCUAAUCUUGAGGAAUUUUGUAUUAUUUAUUGCAUUCAAUGGGAAAAUUUCAGAAUCCUAAUAAAUUUUGCUGCCGAUAAAGCGUAGAAUACUUUUGGGUUCGAUUUUAAUUGUAAGCAGGGUAGUGCGCAGGAUUUCUGCAAAAGGGGCUCAUAAAAUAUCAACAAAAUGUUUUAUUAGUAGAUUAAAACUUUUAUUAAAUAUAUAGAAAAUGUAUGCCUACUUUUUGUUUUGAAUUCCGAAUAUAUACAAUCAAGUGGGUUAACUAGUGGAUUAACCCUCUUGAGUGCGACGCU